AUGGCGUCGGCUCACCAAGCGCUGCCGAUUCUCACACGAGCCAACAGCGCGGCCGGCUAUGCCAAUGGUGCCGCUCUGCACCACCAAAGAUCGCUCUCAACCGUCCCCUCCCCGCGGUCAGCCGAAAUGUCUCAGAAUGCGCGCCCCGCCCGCUCCCCACAACCUCCUGACGGAGACUGGCCCUCGAACCCGAGCGCCAAGAGCAAGACGUCGUCGCAACAUAGCUCACUGUCAGCUGGCGCCCAGCGUCGCCAUGACCCCGCGGCGCGACGACCGCCCAAGCUGCGGUCCCAGUACCCUCGCAAUAGUACCGAGAACCAUGUCGAGUACAUCCUCGUCGCCUCUUUCGAUAUCGAUCGGGGCCCGGUCAUGGAGCACCAGUACCCGAUAGCCAUUACCGGUGACGGGCACAUGCUUGCCGAGCUCAUGCUUCCGGACCAAGCCCACGUCAGAAAUCAGGACUGGACAAUUUUUUUCCUCCACAAAGACACGAGCCAGGAGGAAGAUGACGCGGAAAGGCGCGCAAGAGAAGAGCGGCGCGCUCGGCGGCUGCGCAAGCGGGAUCGGGCCCAGGGCGUAAUACACGAGUCGGACGACGAGGAAGAAGGGGGCGACUUGGACGAAGACUGGGACGACGACGUAUCGACGGACUCGGAGCCCGAGGGCGGGGAGGGCCCGCCUUUAGUCUACGUCCUCAAUCUCGUGAACACAAAACAGGAUAAGACCGUCAAAAGAGGUGCUGUCGUAAAAGCAAUGGCCAUAUGUACCCGACAUCCUUUCUUACAUAUAUACAAGCCCUUGUUAUUACUAGCGCUAGAAGAGUACUUCAAGGCGCCAGUUCCCGAAACCCUAGCCAUGCUGUUUGAAGCCGUGAACCAGAUGGACUUGUCACUGAUGCCCAAGCUGAGUGUCCUCGAAAGGCACCUGCUACAAUCCAGUGACAACAAAGAUCUGUUUGUCGAAAAGUUUGAGCAAAUGAUCCAGGCGCGGAUCGCCGAGGAGACGGGUGAGGACGUUGCAGACCAGCCGCUCGACGCCAGCCAGACGCCGGCAAAACGGCCUGGCAUAUUCCGGUCAGGGACCAAGGAGCACAUCCAAACGCACGCGGCCUAUGUGGUUCCCCGGGAUACACACGAGUUUGAGAGCAAGGUCAUGUACAAGGGCAUUCCCAUUCCGAUCAAGGUGCCUGUAGCCGUCAUGCCCGAGAUUGUCGGCGACUUCUCCUUGAUCAAGCUCAUCCAGAACUUUUCAGACGCGCACGCCAAGUCGCCUCAGACCUUCCCCCUGCACCCGCAUCUCACAACAAACGGCCCCAAUACACACCCCAUUAUAGUGCUCAUCAACGCACUGUUGACACAAAAGCGCGUGAUUUUCUUAGGGCACAACAUGCCGUCGGGCGACGUCGCCGAGGCCGUUCUCGCGGCCUGUGCCCUGGCGUCCGGCGGCAUUCUCAGGGGCUUCACCCGCCACGCAUUCCCGUACACAGACCUCACAAAAAUUGACGAUCUCUUGAACGUGCCCGGGUUCAUCGCUGGAGUAACAAACCCGACCUUUGAGCACCACCCAGAAUGGUGGGACCUGCUCUGCGACCUGUCGAGCGGCAAGAUGAAAAUCAGCAGCAAGAUCGAGGCAGCGCCGAUCACCGAGGGCCUGGUAUAUUUCCAGCAGCAGAAUCCGGCCUACGCGAAUCUGGUCUACAGCUCGUCGGGCAGCGGGUCGUCAUCGAACAACGACCUAACGGGGGACGCGGCGUUCAUGGCCGACAUCCUCCGGAGCAUCGCCACGCGGGCGGGCGAGCGGGUCAUCCGUUCCAAGUGGCGCGCCUGGGUGCUCAAGUUCACGCGGAUAGCGGCAGCGUUCGAGGAAAGCGUGUACGGGGCGAGCGCGCUGUAUAUUGGCAGCGACGAACACGAGGCCAACAUGACAGGGCCCGGCGGGCACGGGUACGUGUGGGCGGACGAAGCGACCAAAGCCAAGGAGCUAGCUGGGAAUGUAACGAGGAUUGAAGGGUGGAGGAACACUAGGAGCUACUACAGCUUCAUCCAGGACGUUGCCAAGCUCUACACGAUCCGCCCGCUAAAGGGCCUCGACCUGGCGCACAUGCACGACCGGCUGCGGACGCAGCGGCUGACGCCCAUGCAGAGCAAAGAAAUCUACGACACGCUCGCAAAGUACGUGCACACGUACGACGAGAUCUGUCUCCUCUUGGGGGUCAUGCCCGAGUCGCACGCGGGGCUUUUCUACCUCGCGCUGGGCCUGUUCCACAAGGACCGCGACGUGCGCGUCGGCACCGCCGACCUGCUCGAGCGCAUCGCCGAGCACGACGCGGGCCAGCACUGGUGGCGCGCCCUGAGCCGGUUCGAGAAGCUUGCCUAUGUCCGCAUCAAGCGCGAGGCCGAGGCUGAGGCCGGGGCCGGGGCGAUGGUGACAAAUAAGGCUCAGCGAGGAGUCGCUGGCCAGCACGACAGGGAGAGGGACGGCGGGGGGCUUAGUCCGGUUGAUAGUAAUAAUCAUAACAAGAGAAUCAGCUAG
Molecule: messenger RNA, 2532 nt
Organism: Canariomyces notabilis
Lineage: Eukaryota; Fungi; Ascomycota; Sordariomycetes; Sordariales; Chaetomiaceae
Product: spindle pole body interacting protein
Exons: 3
Coding region: 1-2532 (843 amino acids)
Biological process (GO): actin cortical patch localization
Cellular component (GO): plasma membrane
Source: RefSeq, a predicted model, not a curated record